AUGAAUAUCCUAUGUUGGAACUGCCGAGGGCUUGGGAACCCUCGGACAGUUCAGGAUCUUUGCUCCCUAGCAAAGGAUAAGAGGCCCAAGAUCAUGUUUCUAAUUGAAACAAUGAUUGGUACUAAAAAGAUUGAAGGUAUUAGAAGAAGAGUGGGGUAUGAUCAGAGUUUUGUUGUGGAUUCUAUCCUUGAUGUGGAAUUGAAAAAGAGAUGGUUAUUCACUGGCUUCUAUGGCCAUCCUGAAACAGCCAAGAGGAAGUUAUCUUGGAAUUUGUUGCACAUGUUGAAACCAGAAGCAGAAGUUCCUUGGUGUGUGGCAGGUGAUUUCAAUGAGAUCAUUUACCAAACCGAGAAAUGGGGAGGAGGACAAAGGGAAGAGAGUCAGAUGAGAAUGUUUAGGGAGGCUAUGGAGGAGAAUGAGUUGUUUGAUUUGGGCUAUAGUGGAGGUAGAUACACUUGGAGCAAUGGCCAUAUGGAUGGUACUUUUGUGAAAGAAAGGUUGGAUAGAUGCUUAGCAAAUGGUAAGUGGAAUGAGCUGUAUAAGGAGGUGAUGGUAGAGGUGUUACCUGCUAGAUGCUCAGACCAUAAACCGAUUAUGUUGCAUUUAUCUAUGAAUAGGAUAAAUGGACCAAGGAAAAGAAUAUUUCGGUUUGAAGCUUGCUGGACUAAGGAUGUGGAGUGUGAGGAGGACCAGGCAGGGAUUGAAGAGGCUUUUAAGAAGCAUUUUGCAGAGGUUUUGUCAUUAGGAGAACCAACUAUGGAUAUGAUCCAAGCUGGUACGAAGUUCAUCAAAGCUAAGGUUAAAGAGCCUGUUACAGUGGGCGAAUUCAGACCUAUAAGCUUGUGUAAUGUCUUAUACAAGAUAAUGGCUAAGACACUAGCAAAUAGGCUGAAAAUAGGAUUGCCUAAUGUGAUUUCUUACCAACAAAGUGCAUUUAUUAGGGGAAGAUUGAUUUCAGACAACAUUUUAAUAGCUUAUGAGCUGUUGCAUUCAAUGAGAAAUAGGAAAAAGGGGAAGGAGGGGAGUAUGGCAGUCAAAUUGGACAUGUCCAAAGCCUAUGACCGUGUAGAGUGGAGGCGAAGAUUGAUUUCAGACAACAUUUUAAUAGCUUAUGAGCUGUUGCAUUCAAUGAGAAAUAGGAAAAAGGGGAAGGAGGGGAGUAUGGCAGUCAAAUUGGACAUGUCCAAAGCCUAUGACCGUGUAGAGUGGAGGUACUUGGAGGAAGUGAUGAAUAAGCUGGGCUUUUGUGAUCAGUGGGUGCAAUUAAUCAUGAGAACUGUUUCAACUGUAUCAUAUUCUACACUAGUUAAUGGCAGAGUUGGUGAGAGUUUUGAGCCUUCAAGGGGGAUCAGGCAAGGAGAUCCAUUGUCUCCAUUUCUGUUUGUACUUUGUGCUGAGGGGCUUAGUAGUCUAAUCAAUGAAGCUGAGAAGAAGGGGGAGGUGAAAGGGGCUACUGUAACGAGAGGGGGAACAGCUGUAACCCAUCUAAUGUUUGCAGAUGACUGCAUUUUAUUUUGUAAAGCCAACAUGAGAGAGUGGAGAAGAGUGAAGGAGUUGCUGAAAACAUACGAGGCAGCUUCAGGUCAAUGCUUAAAUGAUCAGAAAACUUAA
Carya illinoinensis is the source of this 1611-nucleotide messenger RNA. RefSeq lists its product as uncharacterized. NCBI's taxonomy places the organism in Eukaryota, Viridiplantae, Streptophyta, Magnoliopsida, Fagales, Juglandaceae. The coding region runs from base 1 to 1611 and encodes 536 amino acids. The record is from RefSeq and is a predicted model, not a curated record. Gene Ontology annotation, molecular function: catalytic activity. The transcript is spliced from 5 exons.